Aspergillus chevalieri is the source of this 879-nucleotide messenger RNA. RefSeq names its product putative pyroglutamyl peptidase type I. NCBI's taxonomy places the organism in Eukaryota, Fungi, Ascomycota, Eurotiomycetes, Eurotiales, Aspergillaceae. Bases 1 to 879 code for a protein of 292 amino acids. The record is from RefSeq and is a predicted model, not a curated record. The transcript has 2 exons. Gene Ontology annotation, biological process: proteolysis.
AUGGGAGACCCUGGUCUCGGACAAUCCCAGAUUCACGGAAUUGAGCAGACUGUCCUGCCUACUGAGGAGGUCUCAGUCCUAGUUACAGGCUUUGGUCCGUUUAAAGCCUAUGCUGCCAAUGCCUCAAACUUGAUCUCUUCAUCUCUCCCGUCAUCCUUUACUUUUCCUUCGGCGGCCCCCUCAUUCGCUCCCCAAGAGGGCCUUGCCCCCACUUCCCGUCGUAUCUCUAUCCAUGUCCAUCCCACGCCGAUACCCGUGGCCUACUCCACGAUCCGAGAGAUAGUGCCGGUCAUUCUAGACGAAUAUGCAAAGAAUCAUGGUGGUCGACGACCGGACAUCGUGAUCCAUAUGGGCAUAGCUGCAACGAGGGACUACUAUUCUGUGGAAACACAGGCACACCGCGAUGCGUAUCAUCUUUCAGAUAUCACUGGCAGGUCGGGUUUUCUGGACGGUGAAAUGCAUUGGAGACAGUUAGGGCUGCCUCCGAUUCUAAAGGCCGGUCGCGCGACGAAUGUUCGUACAACAGUAAAUGCACCAGCAAUGGAAACACCAGGCACGGUCCCUGGUUCGAAGUCACAGCAGGCUGUGCAACAACAUACGAACCCUCGCCCACCGGAUGACCAGUUUGUCGAUAUAUGGAAGACGUUUGCGCCUCCUGGAGCGGAUAUUCGCAUCUCGCAGGACGCAGGGCGUUACGCUUGUGAGUUCAUCCUCUACACGAGUUUAGCACAGGCGUUUCAGGAAGGCCGGGACCGCAACGUGACUUUCUUCCAUGUUCCUCCAUCGUGUAAUGAUGAGGAUAUUGAGUAUGGGAGGAAUGUUGCGAUUGCCUUUAUUAAAGCCCUUGUAACAUCUUGGUUUGAUGAAAAGGCUACAUAG